AUGUGGAGGAGGGUAGGACUUCAAACAUCCCUAAACUUAUCUAAAAAGGACUCAAAUGUUGUCAUGGAUGAAGGGAGUUCGACAUCAGCAAUAGAGACUACAACUGUUCCACCACCACCACAAAUAUCCAUAAUUCCACCAACAUCUGUUCCAACUAUCUCACCAACAUUUCAAGGAGUGAUGGCUGAACCAAUCACCAUGUUGUUCUCUUCGCAAUCCACAAAACCAGAGAUUGAUGGGAAAUAUAUUGUUAGUGGUAAGGAAGUCAAAUUCUUGUUAAAGUCUCAAGAAUCACAAAUCAGGACUUUGAUUGAUGGUAAUGUUAAGGGUAUGGAUGAACAUUUAGCUACUCAUUCUCGAACCUUCCAUCACGAAAUCGAGAAAUUACAGGAUGGUAAAUUCUUCUAA
Molecule: messenger RNA, 408 nt
Organism: Lactuca virosa
Lineage: Eukaryota; Viridiplantae; Streptophyta; Magnoliopsida; Asterales; Asteraceae
Source: the annotation of a GenBank genome assembly